Aureobasidium pullulans EXF-150 is the source of this 1053-nucleotide messenger RNA. RefSeq lists its product as uncharacterized. Lineage: Eukaryota; Fungi; Ascomycota; Dothideomycetes; Dothideales; Saccotheciaceae. Bases 160 to 645 code for a protein of 161 amino acids. The record is from RefSeq and is a predicted model, not a curated record. The transcript has a single exon.
CCUUGUUUCCCGUGGGUCGCUUCCACUUCGAAUAAAUAAGAAUCGAUCACCACGUCAAGGCAGGUUUGUUUCGUAGUCCCGUCACUCCUUUCCCAGUCCUGCUUCAAUCUACCACGCAGUCUCCAGUCCCUCUAACCACCCACUCAACACAACACAACCAUGGCCAGCCGUCAAUUCGUCGACCCGGUUCAACUCCUCCGAAUCACGCCUCUCAUCGCAGCGACCUUGACCCUCGAUCAUGCCUUCGACAGCAACCUCUUCCUCUCAGCCCUCAACCAGCCCGAAACGCGCUCGAAAAGCAAUGCCGCUCUCUCCACCUACUUCCCCGUCGUCUCUCACGCAGGCUUCUACCGCCGCUUGACUUCCGUCUCUUUGACCCUCGUCACCGCCGUCGCCAACUUGUACUCCCGCGGCAGCCCGGCAAGAGCUUGGUACCGCGCCGGUGCGAUAUUCGCAGUGGCACACUUCAUCUUCAUGCCCUUCAUGAUUGGCUCCAAGGAAGCCAUUCGUACAAAUCAUCCUGCAAGAAAUGCGAAUAUUGCUUUGGACGAGUGGCUUUGGUUCAACAGAUUGAGAGGUCUGACUGUUGACUUGGGUGCUUUCCUCGCUCUGGGUGUCGCUGUUGUCAAGAGUUUGGGCAAUUGAAAACAUACACAUCAGUGAGAAGACGGAAGUUGCUGGGCAAAAUUCGUGAGGACGAGCAAUAGUUUGACGUGAGGAUUGCUGGCGUGCACCCCUGCGGCACCUAUCUGUCCAUCGCGCUGCCCCUACACGAGCCAUCCAUCAUGGCUCGACUCGGCGUGCAUAAGUCCCGAGUUGAAGGAGAUUUUGACAUAAGUCAGGGUCACGUAUCAGUGACGCGAAGUGAUGGGAGACCAGAUCAAAGCUACGGCAUGAGAAUGGAUGUGUGCUAGAAGUGGUGUGAACAUUGCAAGUCUUGCAUUGUUCCAUGAAAUACUAUAUAACUUAGAGGGUAUCACAGAGUGACGACAUAUCGUCGAAAAUAUAAAGCAGAAGUGUAGUGCCUGUCAGCCUACAAUGACAAAGGAAAGU